CAUUCAGUCUCCGCGCAUCGAGGGCAAGAGUGCAGUGUUUUUUAUGGACCUCGAAAUGGGGAAAUUGACUUGCCCAAGAAGAACCAGUUAUGCCAGAUUUUAAAGUAGACUUACAAUUAACCGUAGUUCCGUUAACUUGAAAAGUAGACUGACAACUGAGUGCGUUUCAUUUUAGCUUGAGAUAUGCCUAGUUAUUGAAAUGUACAAUUCCUAUGGUAACAGUGAUGCUGAGAUGUGUCAUUUUAAAAUGUAUUCAAGACAAAAACCAAAGAUUACAAAGAUGAACAAACCAAAAACCUCUAUGCACAAUAACGGCAUUGCAACCUUUGGUUUUUGUUUGACAUUUUAAAGGGACAAAUAUGAGUCAUCACAUUGUUAGAUGGAAUUAACCACAUCUAAUCGUAGCAUGGCGCUGAUAGGUGGACACGGCGCAGUACGGAGGUCAGCAGGUUGCGGUGCUCGCGGACCACAAUGGUUUGGCGUAGGGAAUAUGUGUGUUGACAACGGAAACCAGCCAGACAGCAUGUUAGGUAGACAACACUCCGGAAUAUGCGAUGCAUGCUUGUAUGCGAAUAGAUGAAUAACGUUUAUAUUGGAUUGCCUGAAGAUUUCUUUGGAGAUAUUGUGUGCGUAGUUUCUUGUUGCUCUCUUGGCCUAGUAAAGGCACUUGACUUGAUCUGGUUAGAUCCCCAUUCACAGCACCUUUCGUAUUUCCUUGGAGCACGAAGAUUGCAGAAUAUUGGGAAUAUAUGAUGAAGUUUAAGCCCAACCAGACGAGGAUUUAUGAUGGUGAAGGUUUUAAGAGACGAGCGGCAUGUUUAUGCUUCAAGAAUGAAAAAGAGGAAGAGGUGUUGCUGGUGAGCAGCAGUCGGCACCCGGACCAGUGGAUUGUACCAGGAGGAGGGAUGGAGCCUGAGGAGGAGCCGUGUGGAGCUGCAGUCAGAGAGGUGUACGAAGAGGCUGGUGUAAAGGGAAAACUUGGCAGGCUACUGGGGGUUUUUGAGCACAACCAGGACAGGAAACACAGAACAUACGUCUAUGUCCUGACUGUGACAGAGACCUUGGAGGACUGGGAGGAUUCUGUCAACAUCGGUAGGAAACGGAAGUGGUUCAAUAUCGACGAGGCUAUCCGGGUGCUGCAAAGCCACAAGCCUGUCCACGCAGAGUACCUGCGCCGACUCACAGCCACUUGUAAUCCCACAUGCAGCUCCACCUGUUGCGGCCCCACCAAUGGCAACACCUGGGUGUUCCCCAUGACAGACGACAAUGCCCCUGACUACGUCAACUCCACCACAGGGGACAGAUAGAGGACCUUCCUCGGUCGACAGAUAGGACAGAUAGGAAUGCCGCCAUCAGAGGAACCAGCAUCGUAAGAGGACCUAGCCUAGGUGCCAGUCUGUUUCUGCUGUCCUACCAACUCCUUGUGGACUUGUCAUGUUUGGCUUGACAAUGACAGUAAUGGAGUAUGGCAAGAGCACAAACUGAUCUGGGACCAAGCCAAGGAGGACCCAGUGGGACUCUAGGGUGCAAGUACCCAGAAUAGACAUUUUGCAUGGAUUCCUUUCUGUGUUGAUUCUUAAUUUGUACAGUAUGAACUUUCUAAGUUAAAAGGAAUUCAUUAUUUUAUUAGGGGGCAUGAAGAGUGUGAAAAUGUGUCAAAUGGAUAUUCAAUAUUUUUCUUUGUAUAUUGUUUUUAUCAACUGUCAUCAGCCAAAUAAGGAUAUAUAUUAUUAAAACAAACUGGAUCUUAAAGCUCAUCUCUGUUAAUGAGAUCCAUUAGUCUAUCAGCUUUCUAAUAUUAGAAUGACGUCAACCUCUGUGAAAAGGUCCUUUGUUUCAAGUUAUUCUUACAAGUUUAUCUUACAUUUUGAUUAUAUAAGGUCAAAGACGACAGUCUAUGGUCAGAGUGCAGCAUUUUGGUGAACUGCUUUCUGCUUGAAGUAGCUCUGAUAGGCCAAUAGAGGGUAGUGUUACCUCUGGAAAGGCUUAUUUCCUUUAUGUCAAAACCCCAAAUGCUACUUAGUUUAGGGCAAAGGUAGGAAACAUUUGUCAGGGUGCCGGAACUAGGGCAAAGGUAGGAAACUUUUGUCAGGGUGCCGGAACUAGGGCAAAGGUAGGAAACUUUUGUCAGGGUGCCGGAACUAGGGCAAAGGUAGGAAACUUUUGUCAGGGUGCCGGAACUAGGGCAAAGGUAGGAAACUUUUGUCAGGGUGCCGGAACUAGGGCAAAGGUAGGAAACUUUUGUCAGGGUGCCGGAACUAGGGCAAAGGUAGGAAACUUUUGUCAGGGUGCCAGAACAUAAUUAUUUAGUAUUUAUUAGGACCCCACUUAGCUGCUGUUGAGGCAGUGUCUACUCUUCCUGGGGUCCAAACAGGAAACGACUCAAAUAAAAUGCAUAAUAUACAUACAAUACCUUCAGAAACUAUUCACACCCCCUCACUUUUUACACUUUUUUUGUUACACCCUGAAUUUAAAAUGAAUAAAAUAAAGGUUUUUGUCACUGGCCUACACACAAUACCACAUCAUUUCAAAGUGGAUUUAUUUUUACAAAUUAAUAAAAAAUGUGAAGCUGAA
Salvelinus fontinalis (brook trout) is the source of this 2574-nucleotide messenger RNA. Its product is annotated as diphosphoinositol polyphosphate phosphohydrolase 3-beta-like. The coding region runs from base 750 to 1307 and encodes 185 amino acids. Gene Ontology annotation, molecular function: diphosphoinositol-polyphosphate diphosphatase activity; bis(5'-adenosyl)-pentaphosphatase activity; endopolyphosphatase activity. Gene Ontology annotation, cellular component: nucleus; cytoplasm. Gene Ontology annotation, biological process: diadenosine pentaphosphate catabolic process; adenosine 5'-(hexahydrogen pentaphosphate) catabolic process; diphosphoinositol polyphosphate metabolic process. NCBI's taxonomy places the organism in Eukaryota, Metazoa, Chordata, Actinopteri, Salmoniformes, Salmonidae. The record is from RefSeq and is a predicted model, not a curated record. The transcript has 5 exons.